Molecule: messenger RNA, 1304 nt
Organism: Pecten maximus
Lineage: Eukaryota; Metazoa; Mollusca; Bivalvia; Pectinida; Pectinidae
Exons: 2
Coding region: 128-1279 (383 amino acids)
Source: RefSeq, a predicted model, not a curated record
CAGGGAACAAUCUCCUGACUGGCAGGGAGAGGCCCCUACAGAAGUACAUGGGUGUGGCAGUGAGAGGGGGUUAAGGCAGUGGUCAGUUGCCCACACCACCCACACGUCCACUACCAAUCAGGCGUGCAUGAACUGUGACAGUCAGACUGUGUAUUCUACUCUAUACCAUCAUCCAGUGAUGACACCCAAAGUGGUCAGAUCUCUUGGUAGAGAUCCACUGGAUGAGUACUUCCCAAGGUCAUCAGAUCAAGGCAGCCAACAAGCUUGUAUGAGAUGUGACACACCUACUGCCAUGGGUUACACGUUCCAUCAACCACUGAACCAUCCACAUCAACAUGGUACAGUCUUCUCUCCACAGAAUCGGGGGAACAUCACUGCGACGCCCUUAUCUGGGCAACAGACAGGAGGAUAUUCUCCUGGUGAUUACAAUAUGUACGCUACAGAUAGAAAUACAUGUAGUGUUGAUGAUAACACAAUGUUUUUAGUAAGUACUAACAAUAACAGAGUGUCGGGAUUCUCGGAUAACAACUACAACCCAAUGUAUGAUGUGUUACUGAAUGUUGGACAGCUACAGUUGUCCUCGUAUCGCAUGCAGACUCAUACCAGUGCUACGCGUUGUGAGCAGAGCUAUGGAGGUUUGGAUCAUGAUGUUGAUCGACAGUUUCUAGCUUCUCAGUAUCGGAGUGUGAAUAAUCAUGGGGAUUCAACAUUUGCAAAUCCACAGAAAUAUUAUCCAGCAGAACCGCAACAUAUGACACAUACUGCCUGUCGCACUCCUUACUCCACAGUAUCCCAUAGAACUCCUUACUCCACAGUAUCCCAUAGAACUCCUCCCAACAUCCUCCCCUGGCAGUUCUCCCUCAAUAAGGACUUCAGGUUAUGGAAUGUUAACCAUCUCCUGUUCAGCUCCUCUCCCGCAGACUCUCUUCAGAAUUUAGCAGAUGACAGCAACAGAUUUAGAAAUGAAGAAGCCAAUUCCAAUUCUUUGUUGAACUUAGGACUGAAACAAUACUUCAGACCUGGGAGGGAAACAACUCCGGUUCAAACCCCUAGCAGUUAUGUUGGUUAUGUUGGUAGCUCUACUGAUGAUGAUACUUGGUCGACAAGAACCACUCAGCACUCUGACACUGAAUCCCUCGAGUCAUUUGAAAGUGGCUCAUCUAUUCGACAAAUUGAUAUGACUGCCAGUGUCCUCUCUGAGUUCAGUCUGUAUGGCCCAGUGUCUCCAGAAAGUUUCCGAGGGGACACUCCACACCCAGAACUCUGGUCCUUUGAUUAGAAACCAGAAAAUGCCCCAUCUUUAU